Messenger RNA from Dunckerocampus dactyliophorus (ringed pipefish), 3071 nucleotides. RefSeq names its product norrin cystine knot growth factor NDP (gene ndp). The coding region runs from base 1933 to 2355 and encodes 140 amino acids. The transcript has 9 exons. Lineage: Eukaryota; Metazoa; Chordata; Actinopteri; Syngnathiformes; Syngnathidae. Gene Ontology annotation, biological process: Wnt signaling pathway. The record is from RefSeq and is a predicted model, not a curated record.
ACCGUGGUUAGACGCGUGUUUUCGAUACACUGCCCCCUGCAGUUUGGGAGCAGACGCCGCACGGAGUAUAAAGCCACACACGGUCUCUCGAGUGGAUUUCCGCGCGGCUCGUUCGAGCGUGUAGGAACGUAAUCGUCCCCGCUGAAGUGUUCACUACACAAACAACACUGUUCCAUCCUGGCCACUUCGGUUCCCACUUUAUAGCCAACGUUGUUGUCUAUACACUAGGUCCCCAAAUUACGAACACCCGACUAGCGAACACUCGCCGAUACGAACACAAGCCGACUGGUCUAUAUUUUAUUUUAUUUUGCCUUGUAGUCAGUCGCUCAAUCAGUAUUUAUACUGCUGCUGUACAGGCUUGACCAGUAGAGGGCACUGUGACACUGCUAAUGCAGCCUUAGAGCUAAUGAGACCAACAGAGGAAGAGUUAGACGCUGGGGAGAUACAGUGUAAAGCUAAAUGGAAAGCUAAAUUGGACAACCCAGACAGAGCGUGUGAUUAAAGUUUAUGAAGAGUUAACAGGCCUGCUUAAUUGUACACCACCCACAGAACACUACCUCUUUUAGAAGAGUCUAACGACGCGACUUGUCCUUUUUUUCAAUAACUCCUCCUCCAACUCCACCACAACGACGUAUGCUCGACCACUCCUCUUCAAAGCGGUCGUCACCCACGCAUGUAAACAGUGUGGAACACAUACGCAGGCGGCAGCCAGCAAUGAUACUAAGGAAGAGAAAAUAAGGCCGAACGAUUGUGAGCCGGAACGACUUUCCUCAACACCAAAAACCGACCAGAACUCUGCUCACGGGAUGAAGUGGGGGGUAAGUCACUGUGGAUGCACUACACUGCUGAUGGGGAUGUCCUACAACUUCAUGUCAAAAAAUCCGGACUAUCCCUGUCAUGGUAUUGCCUAGUAGAGCUGUCCUAUCUAGUCAUGAACAUGAACUGAUGAAGCCUGCUUGGAUGGGAGGCGAAAUGUCUUCUAAUACAACUUGACCAUUCCAGUUGCGAUCAAUGAAGUGUCCUAAGAAUCACUGAUUACACUUUAUUUAUGUAAUUAUCAGCAUUGAUAAGGGACAAGGGUUUAAGCUGUUGUCACCUUGUUUUUUUAACUUGUUUCCUCAUCAGGAAGCGAGGGUCUUGUCAGCCUUUCAGGAGUGGAGAGGCUGUAUCAGUCCGUUAAGUGUUGGAUGAGAGGCCCGAGACUUUCAGAGGUGAUGUGAGCCAUUGGACCCACUUCACAAGGUCAGCCACUGCCUGAACUUCAUCCGUAUCACUUUCCUGCCCGUUAACCACCCAUGGCGGCUCCUCCCUAGAGGAUUAAGAACUUGACACGCGUGUUUCACAAAUUUCAGUCAGGAAUUCAGCACACCAUGCCCAUGGGCCGCCAGACUUAGGUGAGCCGUGACCCUGCCCAUCCCCGGCUAAUCCCACCCUGAUGAGGUCCAGUCCGGACCAGCCACAUCAGUGUCGUGACCCCUAGUGAGGACAGCGUGUCAUGGUGCCUGCAGCCAAGAAGAAGACGAGAGCGACUGAGGCAGAGAGAGCGAGAGCGAGAGAGAGAGAGAAUCCCUCAGACGAGCAUCGAGGCUGACACACACUAGAAGAGAGGAGCUGAGAGGGGAAACAAUAUUUGGAACAUUGCAGUGUGGCACUCGUAUCUGGAUACUCCGACUGAGACGCUACCAGGCCGACCAAGAGGAUAAGAGAUGGAGAGGCCUUACAAAGCACGCCCUUCCAAGCUUGGCGCUACAUCUCCAUGGCCUUGACUUUUUACUGUACAAGCAGUAAGCAGUAACUGAGAGGAAGGCUAUCAUCAUUUAUGACACCCUGAGGUCCAAGUUGUGCAGAAAACCCAAGCCAACUUGGAGGAACCAUCUGUACAGCAGUGUUGGAACUCCUUGUAAGGACCCAGAGCCUGAGGGUGGCCCCACCAUGAAACCUUCCAUCAUCGUGGUCCCCCCCUCUAGCCUCCUUCUGGUCCUCAUGUGUUGCCCCCUGCUGAGCCUGGUCCAGUCUGCCAGCAGUAACAAGGCCAGUGACAACAAGCUCGGCGACUCGGACCCCCAACGCUGCAUGAGGCAUCACUUUGUAGAGACCAUCGCCCACCCCAUUUACAAGUGCAACUCCAAGAUGGUUCUGCUGGCGCGCUGCGAGGGCCACUGCAGCCUGACCACGCGCUCCGACCCGCUCAUCUCCUUCAGUGCGGUGUUGAAGCAGCCCUUCAAGAGCACCUGCUCCUGCUGCCGGCCGCACACCUCCAAGCUCAAGGCCGUGCGGCUGCGGUGCGCCGGCGGCACUCGCAUAACCGCCACCUACAGAUACAUCCUGGCUUGCAACUGCGAGGAGUGCAGCUAGGAUAACCUAAGCUAAGCCUCCAGCAUCCAGAACUUUUGUUUUUUCUUUUUUUUUUAUUUGCGACAUGCUGCAUCUUUACUGGAGCACACCUGCACUGCCAUUAUCCCCCGCUCCCUCCCCAAUUUUACACACUCCCCCACAGGAUUUUUUUUUUUGGCAAAGUGGUCAGGUGGACUAUAAAAAGAUGGCGGCCGGCGUCAGUGGCGUCAGUCAGUGUGAGGUGUUUCUUCAAUGUGGUCUAUUUGAAUCUCCUGUAAUGUUCCUGUAAUAUCACGCUGGAUUUAUACAAGCUUCUUUGUUUGUCUCUCUCUCUCGCUCUCUCUCUCUCUCUCGCUCGCUCGGAGGAAACUUUUCCUCGUGGACUUCCUGUUAAUCCUCUUCCAAGAAUAAUGGAAUCUCACACUGACUGACAGAUUGGGUCAAUUCUUCAAGCCAUCACCGCGUGAAGUCACGGUCGGUUUAAUUCCGUCCAAUCGCGGUGUUCUCCCUUCAUUAAAGUCAAAGCAAACUAAGAAUUUAGUGCAUUUUUUAAAAUGUAUUUUUAUUUGACUCAUUUUAUAGUGUUCAAUCAUCUUAAAUCUUUCCAAUCAGGCUCUUUGACGUCCUCUGCUGGCCAGUCGUGUCAGACACACGCCACAUUACUUCAUGUCCAAGUAUUUAACUGGUCAAUAAAUGCAUAAAAUAAAUACAAAUUAAAACUUCUCAAAAGCCAAAUU